Elaeis guineensis (African oil palm) is the source of this 1212-nucleotide messenger RNA. RefSeq lists its product as uncharacterized. The record is from RefSeq and is a predicted model, not a curated record. NCBI's taxonomy places the organism in Eukaryota, Viridiplantae, Streptophyta, Magnoliopsida, Arecales, Arecaceae.
CGUUGCGCCGCGAUGGAGGGUCCCUUCACUGGUGGUGCGGCCCGGGAGGGUGUUAUCCCCCAUAUAUCAAAAAGCGCCUUGUCCCUCUCUCUUUCAAACUUUCCAUGAGGGAUUCUGUUCUUCUCAUAAAAACGAGAGAGGAAGAGAAAACAAAUACAACCGCUUCUUUCACCAGGAAAACGCAAACCGCUUGCUUCUUUUCUCCCGCCUUCUAAUUUUCUUCCUGAAAAAUUUCCCCUUGGACUAACCCAAUACUACCUCUUUAGCCAAAUCCAGUGACGUUCGCGCACAAGAAAGAAGAAUUCAUGGCGGAAAUCCCAAAACCGUAUUCUGGAGAAGCGAAACCAAGUGCUUCUGCGAUGAGUUUAGCCCAUCAGGAAGGCGAUCGAAACAAGACGGAGGCAUCGGACGGCUCCGUCGCGAUCGAUAUCGGUGCCCUCUCAAGUCUCUCCACCAGCAACGAAAAGGACUCCAUUUCCAGUCCUCGAGUCUCCAGGUUGAAAAGCCUUUCCCGAAAAGGAUCUCAGCGAAGUGGCGGAAGCGAGGAGCGGAAGGCGGCCGAAGGAGAGACCGCCGACUCCUCCCUCGGUGGGCCCGGAUCGGACGUGAAAUCGGCUCUUUUGGUGCACGUGGCGGGCGAUGGGGAGCCCUCGGCCUUCUGUCAUGCGACGACGCCAACAGCGGCUGGAGGGAGGUGCAGGAGGCUGGGGAGGCGGCAAACGCCGUGGCUUGACUCGAGGCGGGUUCUAUUCUUCUUCGCCACCUUGUCUAGCAUGGGAACACUGAUACUGCUAUAUUUCACACUCUCCAUGAAGAAGAUGGCCGGUAGCAACGCCAACGCGCGGUGAUGCGACCCCCACUGCUACACAGUGUUCCACCCACUGCUCAGCAAUAAUAUUUUCUUUUCAGCAUGCUUGGAACUGUGUCAUCGCACUCUAGAGCUACAAUGGAGUUUCGAAAGAGUUUGUAUAUAAGAUGAACCCAAAAAAGAGAAAGUGUAGAAGAGGUAUUGCAGGGCUGACGAGGAAAAAGUAUACUUUGGUGAGAGUGUUAGAAAGAGACACCAUGAGAAAGAGAUAUGUAGGUGGAAAGGAGAUAGAGAGAGGGAGAUGUGUGUCGGCAUGUUGUUGAUAGCACAUUCCUCUUGUUAACUCUGGCCCGACCAAGGUGUUCCUUCUUUAGUUUGGUUUAUGGUAGAUUGGCUUGAUGCAA